AUGCUUGCCUCUCCCCGUCGUUCGCUCGACCGGCGCGUUCUCGGUGCUCUCCGGGUGCCUCGCCGCACGGUGUCUCGUCUUCUCGUCUCUCUUCUUCGCCUGCCUUUUGUCGGCCCUUCUGUCUGGGUCGCAAUCGUCUGCCACUUCUCCUCGGGCAUCCCCGGCGACGCAUUCGUCGAGUUCACCACCGAGAAUGUGCAGGCGAUGACGCGUCGGGAUGCGAGACGCGAGAACGAAGAGAAUCCAGAGCCGUCUGCCGCGUCCGCGCCUCCGGUGUCUCCAUCCUCUUCGUCUUCGCCGCUCUCUUCUUCUACCCGUUCUUCGUUUUCCUGUGAUGGAGACCUCGACGCAGGCGAAGAUAUCCUCAGGCUGAGGAGACAGGUGGGCCUCCGGGCGAAUGCGUUUCACGGCGAGUGUCUCUCGAGAAUCUUUUACGGCAUGGUCAAGGGGCAUAUGGAGAACGAUGCACAGUUCAUCGAUUUCCUUACUUCUGAAGUUUUGGAGCGUCUCGAGAGGAAACUCCGGCCCUGGCAGCUGCAGCGGAUUUUCCAAGCGGCCUUCAACUCGCCUCAGGUGUCUCGACACUUCAAGUCUGUUCUCUGCACGCAUCUCGUCUCUCGCCUCGCGUUCCUCCCCGGACAGAGCUUGGCGGACUUCCUGCCCAAGUGUGCGGAGUUGGGACUCGCCAAGAAGGUCGAGAACGUCGUCAAGAUCAAUGUCAUUUCUGGAAAACGGCUGCGGGCGUGGCAAGACACGACUCUUCUCAUCUCCCUCGGAUACCCACUGGUGAUGUACGACUUGAUCUCACCUGGAAAUGCGGUCGCCCUCUUUCGACGACUGCGCGAGCUUAAAGUGGAGACGGCGUAUCCGCCGCUCGACGCUUCACUCGUGGGGGCCCAGCAGGUUCUUGGGGAGCAUCGCCGGGUUGUUCGGCGUGUGAACGCAGCCCUCGUUCCUCUCAAGCUCAUGGAGGCGCGACUGCGCGUCUUUCGACCGAAUGUCUAUCAGACCCUAUCGCCGAGUCUAAAGGCCUGGCUCGGGUCCAUCAGAGAAACGCCCUUAAAGCUGACUUCGUUUUUGCCGCCGGUGGAUCAGGCGCACGUGCACGCGCUGUUGCUAGCAGGCCUGACCGAGGUGCUGGAGAGUGCUUCGCAUUCGCACUUCGACUCCGCUCUCUUCCAUCCACACUUGCAAGGGCCGUUUCUGCUCGAGGCAGCUUCGCCCGCCACGCAGACCUACCUCGAAUGGGACAAACCGUGGCUGUUUUAUCCUUCCUUCAAACAAUUCGAAAGUCGAGUGUAUACAGAGACGAAGCGUCGCUGUUUGGCAGAAGAGGGCUGGGCGUUGAUUGCGCUGUCUGCUGAACAAUGCCUUUCUCAACCCACUUCUGACAGACUCCGGUGGAUCGUUGCGCAGCUGCGGACGAGGCUGGUGAAUGAGGCAGAAGAAACAAUUUGA
Neospora caninum is the source of this 1458-nucleotide messenger RNA. RefSeq lists its product as hypothetical. The record is from RefSeq and is a predicted model, not a curated record. The coding region runs from base 1 to 1458 and encodes 485 amino acids. NCBI's taxonomy places the organism in Eukaryota, Apicomplexa, Conoidasida, Eucoccidiorida, Sarcocystidae. The transcript is spliced from 13 exons.